UCUGACAGGAAGCUGCUGCUUAGCUCCAAACCCAUUAGCAGUAAUUGGAGGAUUAGAGCCUCAGAUGAUCCGCUGCUAAUCAGAUCAGGAGCGGCUUUAGCAGGACGCCAGGCUGCCGCUCACAUUCACACCUCCGCUCCGCGCUGGUUCCUGCUGUCGGUUCUCCAUCAUGACUCAGAGCCCUGCGGUCCAGUUCCUGAGCUCCUCCUGGGACGGUUUGCAGCUCUGAGUCUCGUGGUUCUGCAGACCUGUUCAGGACAGUCGCUGUGAACUGACGCCAUGCCGUUCCUGUCGCUGAAGUUCAACCUGCAGAAGCGGGUCAAGCUGGCUCAGGGUCUCUGGAUGCUUUACUGGCUCGCCGUCAUUGUGGGCAUCAUCCUCUUCAGCCUCGGCAUCUUCUUCAAGAUCGAGCUGAGGAAGAGGAGCGAGAUCAUGGACAACAACGAGAGCCAUCUGGUGCCCAACCUGCUGAUCCUGGUCGGCAUGCUGUCCUGCGGACUGAACGCCUUCGGGGGGAAGCUGUGCCAUGACUCUCUGGACCCCCAGAAGUUCUCCAAGAUGAAGCCGAUGCUGCGGCCCUACAUGCUGCUGUGCUGCGGCUUCAACGCGCUGCUGCUGCUGCUGGUGCUGCUCUGCUUUCUCAUGCAGUUCGCCGUGUACUUGACGCUGGCCGAGGGCCUGAAGAACGCCAUCCGCUUCUACAAGGACACGGACACGCCAGGACGCUGCUUCAUGAAGCGGACAUUGGACAUGACUCAGAUCGAGUUCCGGUGCUGCGGAAACAACAACUUCAGGGACUGGUUCGAGGUGCAGUGGAUCAGCAACCGCUACCUGGACAUGAGCAACGACGUGGUCAAAGACCGUGUCCUCAGUAACGUGGAGGGGAAGUACCUGAUGGACAGCGUCCCGUUCAGCUGCUGUAAUCCCGGUUCGCCCCGCCCCUGCAUCCAGCAUCACCUGACCAAUAACUCCGCCCACUACGACUACGACCACCGAACCGAGGAGCUGAACAUCUGGAACCGCGGCUGCCGCCAGGCCGUUUUCUCCUACUACAGCGGCAUCAUGAACAGCAUCGGAGCGCUGCUCAUCUUCACCAUGGUCCUGGAGGCGGGGGACGUGGCGGGCCUAAAGUACCUGAGCACAGCCCUGGAGACGAUGGCCGACCCGGAGAACCCGGAGUGUGAGAGCGAGGGCUGGCUGCUGGAGAAAGGCUUCAAGGAGACGCUGGCCGACCUUCUGUCCAAGGUCAAGACCUUCGGCCGCGCCAACCAGGUGGAGGAAGGCGGAACCUCACCCAACGUCACUGCCACCUGAAGCCCCGCCCACUGGCAACCUGAGGUCUCCCAUCCCCUUCCCCCACCGCAGCCAUCUGCUCCCCCUAGAGCCGGGGUGCCGAGAGAGGAGGCGCUGCUUCCCGGACUGACGGACUCUACUGAGCAUGUGCAGAAAACACACACACACAGAACACACACCCUGCCCUGUGUGUGUUUCCUUCCAGACUG
Molecule: messenger RNA, 1502 nt
Organism: Poecilia latipinna (sailfin molly)
Lineage: Eukaryota; Metazoa; Chordata; Actinopteri; Cyprinodontiformes; Poeciliidae
Product: peripherin-2-like
Exons: 3
Coding region: 280-1314 (344 amino acids)
Biological process (GO): visual perception
Cellular component (GO): plasma membrane
Source: RefSeq, a predicted model, not a curated record